ACUCUGGUUUGGCUCAGUCGAAAAAGUUCUUCUCUCAAAACUCCAUAAACACACAGGUAAGCAAGCCCUUAGAUUCCCUUUCUUAUUGAUAUUAAUAUUUACAGUAAUAUUCUUCGUUGCUUUAAUUUGUUCUAAUUUAAUCAUAAAAUGGCGAGCUCACUACUGAGAGGAAGAAGAAUAAUCACCAAAAUACUCUCCACAAGUCCAAAAUUCCCACCAAAUUCUUACCCAGUUUCACAAUCCAACCAAAACCCAUCUCCCCAACUUCCCCAAAUCCAAAACCCUUCAAGGGUUUUACAGGUUUGUGUGUUCUCAACUCAGUUUCCCGAGUACGAAAUGCCCUCAGUGACUUGGGGUGUGGUUCAGGGAAGAAAAGAGAAGCUUGUGUCUAGGGUUAUAAUAUGUGAUUACUUAAAGAGCUUAGGCAUAAUUACUGAUGAAUUAGAGAGCUUAGAAUUGCCUUCUACAGUUGAGGUUAUGAGAGAACGAGUUGAGUUCAUAAUGAGGUUAGGAUUAACUGUUGAUGACAUAAAUGAGUACCCUUUAAUGCUUGGAUGUAGUGUUAGAAAAAAUCUUAUACCUGUUUUAGGUUACUUGGAGAAGAUUGGUAUUCAAAGAUCAAAACUUGGUGAGUUUGUUAAGAAUUAUCCUCAAGUUUUACAUGCUAGUGUUGUUGUUGAGCUUGCUCCUGUUAUUAAAUCGCUUCGCGGACUCGAUGUUGAGAAGGAAGAUAUUGGUUAUGUUUUGAUGAAGUAUCCUGAAAUACUUGGGUUUAAGCUUGAAGGAACAAUGAGUACCUCAGUUGCUUAUCUUGUUAGUAUUGGUGUUAAUCCUAGAGAUAUUGGUCCAAUGGUAACUCAGUACCCUUAUUUUUUGGGAAUGAGAGUUGGGACAAUGAUUAAACCACUUGUUGAUUACUUAGUUUCAUUGGGUUUGCCUAAGAAGAUUUUAUCUAGGAUGUUGGAGAAGAGGGCUUAUAUACUUGGUUAUGAUCUUGAUGAGACAGUUAAGCCUAAUGUGGAAUGUUUGUUGAGUUUUGGAGUUAGAAAAGAAUCACUUGCAUCUGUUAUAGCUCAGUAUCCACAAAUCAUUGGGUUACCAUUGAAAGCUAAGAUGUCUUCACAACAAUACUUUUUCAAUUUGAAGCUCAAGGUUGAUCCCGAAGGCUUUGCUCGAGUAAUGGAGAAGAUGCCACAGAUUAUCAGUCUUAACCAAAAUGUGAUACUGAAACCUGUUGAGUUUCUGCUCGGACGGGGAUUACCAUCCGGUGAUGUAGCUAAGAUGGUUGUGAAAUGCCCACAGUUGGUUGCGUUGAGAGUUGAUCGAAUGAAGAACAGUUAUUAUUUUUUCAAGAGUGAGAUGGGGAGACCAUUGCAAGAGCUUGUAGAGUUUCCUGAAUACUUUACUUAUAGUUUAGAGUCUAGGAUUAAACCUAGGUACAAUAGGUUACAGAACAAGGGUAUUAGGACAUCAUUGAAUUGGUUCUUGAAUUGUAGUGACCAGAGAUUUGAAGAGAGGUUACAAGGGGAUUAUAUUGAACCAGAAAGAUCAGGGCCAUCAUUUUGUAUGGGUGGAAAAUUAGAGCUACCUGGUAGUGAGAUUGUGUCUGAUGAUGAAGAAGAAGAGAGUGACAAUGAAGUACUUUACAAAAGAACUGUUUCUCUUUGAUGAUGAUUUUGUUUUCGUAAAAACUCUGUUUAUUCAUUUUCAGUUCAAGAUUUUGUUUCUAUUAUCUCUUAUCUGUUUUUGGUUUUUGUCAUUUUUUGCUAGCAAAGUUCUCAUUCUGUUUAUUCAUAUAUGUAUGUAGUAAUAUUGCUUAGUAAUAUAUUACAUAGAUACCAUGUGUGUAUAGAUUUUAGGUUAAAUACUCAGUCUUUUAUAAAAAAGUUACAGAUUCAAUUUUUUAUUUUGUUAAAUGAUAAUUCAGAUUUUUUGUUUUC
Molecule: messenger RNA, 1940 nt
Organism: Cannabis sativa
Lineage: Eukaryota; Viridiplantae; Streptophyta; Magnoliopsida; Rosales; Cannabaceae
Product: transcription termination factor MTERF4, chloroplastic
Exons: 1
Coding region: 148-1668 (506 amino acids)
Biological process (GO): regulation of DNA-templated transcription
Molecular function (GO): double-stranded DNA binding
Source: RefSeq, a predicted model, not a curated record